GCAUGCGCGAUCCCGGAUGGUGAAGCGCGAGAGUCCGGCCGGUGGCGAGAGGCUGUGACAGGAGCUCGGAGGCCGCGCCGAGGGGACGGGAAAAGCGUCCGUGGAUCCCAGGAGCCUCCCCGGGAGACGGGAGAGGCCAGGGCGCCGCUCGGUGUGUGUGAGCGGGAAGUGGAAUGUCAUGCGAGACGAGGGCGACGGAGGCGGACCCCGAGCCUGACCUUGAGGUUCACAAAGGCAAUGGAAAGUCAGCCAAGACCAUCCGGGUCGGGACACGGAAAAGCCAGCUCGCCCGGACUCAGACCAGCAUCGUGGCCGACCAGCUGAAGGAACUCCACCCAGAAACAGAGUUUGAAAUCGUUGCCAUGUCAACCCUAGGUGAUAAAAUCCUGGACACCGCUCUCUCAAAGAUCGGGGAGAAGAGUCUCUUUACAAAGGAGCUAGAAAUGGCACUGGAGAAUAAUGAGGUGGAUCUGGUUGUUCACUCAUUGAAGGACCUUCCCACCACACUGCCUCCCGGGUUUACAAUUGGAGCAAUCUGCAAGCGUGAGACACCAUUCGACGCUGUGGUUCUGCACCCCCGGAAUGCCGGCAAAUCCCUGGCAACGUUGCCCGACAAGAGUGUGGUGGGGACCAGCUCACUGAGACGAGCAGCUCAGCUCAAAAGGCGGUUUCCACACCUGGAAUUCAAGGAUAUUCGAGGAAACCUGAACACGCGGCUAAAGAAACUGGAUGAGAAGGAGGACUACAGCGCCAUUGUGCUGGCAGCAGCGGGACUGCGGCGGAUGGGCUGGCAAAGCCGCAUCAGCCAGGUUCUGGAGCCUGAGGAUUGCAUGUACGCUGUCGGACAGGGUGCCCUGGCUGUGGAGGUACGAGUGAACGACCACGAGGUGCUGGACAUGGUGUCGGUGCUGAGCCAUGUGGACACUGUGCUGCGCUGCAUCGCAGAGCGCUCCUUCCUCAAGCAGCUGGAAGGGGGUUGCAGUGUGCCUGUCGCUGUCCACAGCAUCAUUAAAGGAAAUCAGCUCUACCUCACGGGAGCCGUGUACAGCCUGGAUGGGUCAGAGAGCCUGAAAGACACAAUGCAAACUGGUGUAUGUACAGAACCUCAGGGAGAAGAUGGAGCGGAUGACACGCAACACGUGGGGGUCACGGCCAAGACCGUGUCACGAGGGGCGCUGGCGGGAGCCGACCGGCUGGGCUCAGACCUGGCUAACCUGCUACUCAGCAAGGGGGCCGGGCAGAUCCUCACCAUAGCCAGGCAGCUGAACGACGCCAGAUAAUCACUGCGGGCGGCUGGAGAGAGAGUUAGACAGUGUAGACGGGGAGUGAACAUUUUACCAUAUUUGUUGAGCAGCAAAGUGAAGUUCCCACCUGGAGCCUUCGAUUUGCUGCUUAACAAACAUCGUGAAAAUGUGCUGUUCUGUGGGACUAUCCCCCCCUCCCCCAGAGCAACGCAUCAUUCCACACAGCCGUUCCCACAGCUUUCCCAUUCGUCAGGAACACUGUGGUGAGUGAGCCAGCGGGCUGGGCUGAUAAUGCUCCGUCUCUUAAACGAUUUCUUAAUGAAUUACCUUGUGUGUGUGUGGUUGGCGGGGGAAGGGGCAGAGAACUCUGCAGAGUCAGUAACCGGGAUUACGUCGCUCCGAUUAAUCGGUGUCGGAGCCACAUUCUUGUGACUCGGAGUCACCACACACUUCUGGAUUCAUCGCUUGAGAAAUCGGUUGAGAUUCGGGGUAUUAUAAAUAAUAAUAAUCCUUGCAUU
Molecule: messenger RNA, 1762 nt
Organism: Callorhinchus milii (elephant shark)
Lineage: Eukaryota; Metazoa; Chordata; Chondrichthyes; Chimaeriformes; Callorhinchidae
Product: porphobilinogen deaminase
Exons: 14
Coding region: 174-1280 (368 amino acids)
Biological process (GO): heme biosynthetic process
Cellular component (GO): cytoplasm
Molecular function (GO): hydroxymethylbilane synthase activity
Source: RefSeq, a predicted model, not a curated record